CAAUCCACACCGGCAGCUGCCCAUCCCACCCGUCCCCAUCUGAGCUCCCCGUCGGCGUAGGUCCCCACCGCCUGACCUCCCCUCGCCGUCGCGAGACCGAGCAGCCAGUAGCCGCAGGAGUAGGUGCUCCGUGUCCCGCCCUCCAAUACGCUGAAGGGGACGCCACCUCCCCUCUUCGCACGGCACGCGUGGUGUUCGACGGAGAGCCGCACGGGACUAGGAGGUGGGAGCCGGCGGCCCGCCCAUGUCGACCGGCGCGGACGGAUCGGCGCUCGCCCCCCCGGCCCUCGACCCGAUGCCGGGCCCGGAGCCGAACCGUGAGCCGCCCGUGCCGCAGGCUCCGGAGCCGGCACCGCAGCAGGAGAUGGUGGCGUUGGAGAUGGAGGCGCCGGCGCCGCAGCAGGAGGCGGUGGCGUUGCAGAUGGAGGCGCCGGAGCCGGCGCCGCAGCAGGAGGUGGUGGCGUUGCGGAUGGAGGCGCUGGCGCCGGCGCUGCAGCAGGAGGUGGUGGCGUUGCAGACGGAGGCGCCGGUGCCGGCGGUUACCAUCGUGAUCUCGCGGCCAGGGGACGAGGUUCAGGCGCCCGACGCAAAGGGCGUCUCCCCAGCGUCCUCCCCGCAGGCCGGUGGCGGCAAGGCCACGGCCGCCUCGGUGUCGGUGACUGCUGCGGUGGCCGCGAAGGAGGCCGAGCUGGCGAGGUCCGACAGCUUCGACGACUACGAGCAAUGCAGAGUUUGUCAGCAGAAGACAGAAGAACCUCUGGUAGAUCUUGGAUGCAGGUGUCGUGGAGAUCUUUCUAAAGCACAUCGCACAUGCAUUGAUGUUUGGUUUCGUACUAGAGGAUCAAACAAAUGUGAGAUAUGCCAGCAAGUGGCUGUCAAUAUCCCUCCUCCAGAGACGCAAGCAAGUACAAGUUAUUGGGUUUGGAGGGUUGAUUCGACUUAUGGAAGGGGACGAGGAGGACGUGAAAGGGGAUGGUUUAGCCCACUUUGGGUUGCGUUUGCAAUUCUGAUUGGUGGUCUCUUAUUGGACGUGCUGAUAUCUGUUUCCCUUGGCGUUUCCGCACUUCCUGUCAACAUAAUAAUUGGUGUGCUUAUCGUUCUCGGCUUGGGCACCGCCCUUCGUCUAGCUCUGGAGUGCUGUCAGGAAUGGGGCUCGAGGAGGAAUGUGAGCAACAUGCCAAGGAUGGAUAACAUACCGCCGACUGGGUACCAUCCUGCAGUCGUAUGAUUCUAGGUCUGUAAAUAGCGUAGAAACAUCUAAGCUCGUGCUGGCUUUUGGAUUGUCCUCGUGAUUAACUUAAUCUCACACGAUUGCUGCUCGUCAAAGUCGAGCUCAGAUUCAAAGCUUGUUGAUCACGAUCGGGGGUCAUGCUCCAAUGUAAAUAACUAGUUCCUGAUGCUGAGUGUUCGCGAGCAAGUGUUCAUGCUAGAUUGUCAGCCGCA
This is a messenger RNA of Panicum virgatum (switchgrass), 1443 nucleotides long. RefSeq names its product E3 ubiquitin-protein ligase MARCHF11-like. The transcript is spliced from 6 exons. The record is from RefSeq and is a predicted model, not a curated record. NCBI's taxonomy places the organism in Eukaryota, Viridiplantae, Streptophyta, Magnoliopsida, Poales, Poaceae. Bases 245 to 1228 code for a protein of 327 amino acids. Gene Ontology annotation, molecular function: zinc ion binding.